Messenger RNA from Andrographis paniculata, 1526 nucleotides. RefSeq names its product F-box protein At3g07870-like. Lineage: Eukaryota; Viridiplantae; Streptophyta; Magnoliopsida; Lamiales; Acanthaceae. The record is from RefSeq and is a predicted model, not a curated record. The transcript has 2 exons. The coding region runs from base 16 to 1386 and encodes 456 amino acids. Gene Ontology annotation, molecular function: protein binding.
GUCACAUCUUCUCAGAUGACUUCUUUAUUCCCUUCUUCUUCAGCUGAGAAAAAAACCCUAAUUCCAAAACCAUCAAUGGAUUCUCUAAUAAAGAAACAAAAAUUGUACCCUAGCUCCAUCAACCCAUUCUAUAAGUUGCCCCAUGAAACCAUCGUGGAAAUCCUCUCCAGACUCCCCAUCAGAUCUGUAAUUCAAUUUACCUUUACCUGCAAAACCCUAUACCCCCUUUCCGCCGAUCCCCUUCUUGUCAAACUACACCUCUCUAGAUCUGAAAAUUCCUAUCUCAUCAUCCAUUCUAAGAACCCCCUCAAAACCCACCUUUAUUUUCUUCAACUUUCUGACCAGAAAGUGUACGAAUUUGAAACCCCAUUUGCCUCUUCCAUGUCAGAAUUUAGCAUCAUCGGUUCAUCCAAUGGUCUACUUUAUCUAAUCGAUUCUCUAUUCCCACAGCAUACGUAUCUUUACAAUCCCUUCACAAGGGAGUACUUUGAGAUUCCAAUUAAACAUGAGAAUUGUGGUCAAAUUGUUAUCCAUGGAUUUGGAUUUGAUCCUGUUGGUUGCGACUAUAAAGUUGUAAAGAUUGCAUAUUGCCGGGAUAGGUAUACUUAUCAUGUUAAGGAUGAGUAUCAAGGGCAUAUACGGCCUUUACCAUCAAUAAUUGAGGUUUAUAGUCUACGUAGAAACAGUUGGACAUAUAAUGGGAUUGUUCCCUACAUAUUAGAGACAUGGUCAUCUCCAGGAGUUUUAGUGAACAACAGGCUUCAUUGGGUGACCGUAUGGGUGAAGAAGCCCAACUGGCAAUGCCACAAGCGCUUGAUUGUGUCAUACAACUUGGUUGAUGACACAAUUGAUGAAAUGGCUUGUCCUUGUUCCAAUUCUAAUUAUAUAUUUGAUAGAUUGAUUAUCAGUCAUUUGGCAGUAUUGGACAAACGCCUCUGUGCUUCGUUGCCAAUGUUAGACCGUGAUGCAUUUGAUGUAUGGGUUAUGAGAGAGUAUGGGGUGGAUGAGUCGUGGGUGAAGGAGUACUCCAUAUGUAUUAACUUUCCGUGGUCACUAAUUAGGCAUAUUGAGCCACCACACCAUAUUUGGCAGAACAGGUUUGGAAAGAAUAUGGUGAAGGUAUUGGGCAUCUUGGAGAGUGGAGAAGUCAUUUUGGAGUAUGUAGGAGAACGUUUGGUUGCAUAUGAUCCUUGUAAUAAAAGCUCCAAGGAAUUGAAGUAUAAUGGAAUGCCGAGAAUAUAUCAGGCAAUGUUUCACAUCGGCAGCCUUGUGUCUCCACAUUUGGUAUUUAUACGCUCAAUUAUCCACAUUUGGAUAAAUCGGGUACGGACACUAAUGAAGCAGAGCAUGAGACACCAUAGCACUGUCUCAAUGGGUCAAAGGUGAAAAAUGUGAUAAUAGAUAGGCUUUGCAAAUCAAUAUGUGUACCAUUUGUCAAAUUAUUACAACUAGUAUGUUUAACUAUUGUGUUAUUACUAGUGUAUUCUAAAAAAGGAACAUAUACUUUGGUUACAUAUGUGAUAUCA